UGUGGAGAGGCGGUGCAGCAGCUUCUACUGUUCUAGUCAGAGUAAUAAUAACCUGUAAUAACAACGUGUUUCUGCUCUGAUCUCUUCACAACAUCCUAAAAUGAGCUCCUCUGACAUGAAGAUCAUCACUGUGAUCGGCAGCGGUCUGAUCGGCCGCUCCUGGUCGAUGGUGUUUGUCAGUGGAGGCUACAGUGUGAAGAUCUAUGACAACCAACCAGGACAGGCUGCCAACGCCAUCACAGAGAUCAGGAAGCAGCUGGAGGAGCUGGAGGAAGCCCACAUGCUGAGAGGAGCGCUGAGCGCCACACAGCAGCUCGCCCUGAUCAGCUGUUACGACGACCUGACUCAGGCGCUGGAGGGAGCCUUCUUUGUACAGGAGUGUGUGUUCGAGCAGCUCGAGGUCAAGCAGAGCGUCUUCCAGGACAUCGAGCAUCUGGUGGGGAAAGACGUCAUCUUGAGCAGCUCCACUUCCUGUCUGGUGCCAAGCAACGUCUUCUCUAAAGUACAGAACCGGAGUCGCUGCCUCGUCUCCCAUCCGGUGAACCCACCUUACUACGUCAAACUGGUGGAGCUGGUACCUCACCCAGAGACUGCAGCGGCCGUUAUGGACACCACCCACUCCCUGAUGACCAAGGUCGGCCAGGCGCCCGUCCGUCUGAAGAAAGAGAUCGACGGCUUCGCCCUCAACAGAGUACAGGCGGCCAUCAUCGCAGAGUCCUGGAGGCUGGUCCAGGAUGGCGUUAUCUCUGUCAAGGACAUCGACCUGGUGAUGUCAGAGGGGCUAGGAAUGCGUUACGCCUUCAUAGGUCCCAUGGAAACGAUUCACCUCAAUGCACCUGCAGGUUUGGAGGACUAUAUGAAACGGUAUGGAGAGGGCAUAAGCCGGCUCCUGACCUCCUUCGGGCCCGUACCAGACUUCUCCGGCGGCGAGGGGGCCAAGAUGAUCGCAAAAGAGAUGUACGAGUUGAUUCCCUGCGACCCGCAGCAUCUGUCGGCCAGGAUGGAGAGGAGGGACCAGCUCCUGAUGGCUCUGGCCAAGCUGAAGAAGGAGCACUUAGAUCAACAUGCAGGGCCCAAAGUCGAGAAGAACUUCUGAUUAUGACUAAAAACAAUUGUGAGAAAUGUGGUUGUUUUAGGAUUUAAGCAGACAGACAUCUCAUUCGAUGUUAGUUUAAAUGAUAAGAAUGAUAUCUGGGGAGUCUCUUAAAGGGGCGCUCUUAAAGUGCCUUUUUACCGACAGUAUGUUUUAUCUAUUUGAUCUCAAGACUAACCUCGUGGGAAUUAAAGGACUAAAUUAAAAGCAAUCAUCUCAGGUGUUACAGACCACAUGAUGACGUAAAUGAAUUCUGUGAAAAAUGUGAAAUUAUGAUUUAAAAAACAAUAGAAUCAUACAUUUAUGUAUUUUUUUAUAUUAACUCAAUGUUUGAUCUAAUUCAUAAAGAGAAAUAAAACUAUGAAAUCAAAUGUUCAAUAUGUCUGG
Sebastes umbrosus (honeycomb rockfish) is the source of this 1480-nucleotide messenger RNA. RefSeq names its product crystallin, lambda 1 (gene cryl1). Lineage: Eukaryota; Metazoa; Chordata; Actinopteri; Perciformes; Sebastidae. The record is from RefSeq and is a predicted model, not a curated record. Gene Ontology annotation, molecular function: NAD+ binding; L-gulonate 3-dehydrogenase activity. The coding region runs from base 101 to 1096 and encodes 331 amino acids. The transcript is spliced from 9 exons. Gene Ontology annotation, biological process: fatty acid metabolic process.